Messenger RNA from Paraphaeosphaeria sporulosa, 321 nucleotides. RefSeq lists its product as uncharacterized. The record is from RefSeq and is a predicted model, not a curated record. NCBI's taxonomy places the organism in Eukaryota, Fungi, Ascomycota, Dothideomycetes, Pleosporales, Didymosphaeriaceae. The transcript is spliced from 2 exons. Gene Ontology annotation, cellular component: nucleus. Gene Ontology annotation, molecular function: DNA-binding transcription factor activity, RNA polymerase II-specific; RNA polymerase II cis-regulatory region sequence-specific DNA binding. The annotation marks the transcript as partial. Gene Ontology annotation, biological process: regulation of DNA-templated transcription.
CAAGAACCACUACCCGAGGAGUCGCCAGCCAAAAAGCAGUCCAAGUGGACACCAGAGGAGGACAAUCUAACCAUCGAAUUACGUGGCCAGGGCAUGAAAUGGGAUGAUAUCGCCAAACGCCUGCCAGGCAGAAGCUCCAUUUCGUGCCGUCUACGCUACCAAAACUACCUAGAGAAGCGCGUCGUCUGGGAUGAAGAAAAGAAGGACAAGCUCACAAGACUUUACGCUCGGUAUGCAAGAUCCUAUUUGAUUGACCAGAUGUGGCAGAAAGUGGCGACCGAAAUGGGAAUUCCAUGGCAUUCAGCCGAGUCCAUGCAUUAG